AUGUUUUAUUUGUGGGACUCCUUGGUUGGUGCUUCUGAAACAAACUUCGAAAUGAAAACUCUUUACGUUGCGGUUGGACUAUCGUUGACUAGGGCGUCCGCCUACGUGCAUGCUGAUGAUGACGCCGCACCUGUUUCGCAGUCCUCUCCACGUUUUACAAGCGACCUCACCGAAGAUGCGCAUGACGCGGAGGACGGACGGAUCACCAGAAAGAACUCCAUCAUCUGCAAGUUUCUUCGGGUGCUGAGGGCAGGUGGUCUGCCGGCGGCGACAUCCAACAGACUAGAAGAUGGUGACGAGCUCGGUCCGGAGUUGGAGACCGUCUAUGCCGCAGAGAGUGGACUCCCGCCUAGUGGCUACGGCGCAAUCAAAGGUGCAGUUGAGGUUGCAAUUGAGGCAAUCGGUCCCCUCGGGGCCGCGGCUCUCAGUGGCACCAUAUGA
Molecule: messenger RNA, 441 nt
Organism: Besnoitia besnoiti
Lineage: Eukaryota; Apicomplexa; Conoidasida; Eucoccidiorida; Sarcocystidae
Exons: 1
Coding region: 1-441 (146 amino acids)
Source: RefSeq, a predicted model, not a curated record